AAAAGAGAAAAUCUGUGAGCGUGCAUGUUUAGCAGAAAGAAGAAGCUAACGCGGAUGGUCUUAAACCACCAUUUAACAAGGAAGAACCGUAUCCAAAAACCGUCGCUGCUGUGAUUGUGUGUUCUCAUGGAGCACACCAACGGGUUAUGAUGUCGUUACUGGCAGCUAAAUUUGUGGACAAGAUAACGCUUCUGUCAGAAUUCGAGGCUUGACGGCAACAGGCGUUGCACUGGGGUUUUGCUGCAGGCCACCGUGUGGUUGUCUAUGGGGUUUUAAGGUGAUGCAAAGAUGCUGCUGUCCCUGGGCAUGCUGAUGCUGUCAGCCACUCAGAUCUACACCAUCUUCACCGUUCAGCUCUUUGCGUUCCUCAACCUGCUGCCUGUGGAGGCUGAUAUUGCUGCUUACUCAUUUGACAACAGAACAGAGAACUUUGAUGACCGCUCUGCACGGUUUGGCUAUCGGCUUCCUAGUGAUGGAUUGAAGGGCUUCCUGAUUGGUGCAAGACCAGAGAAUGGGUGUGAGCCCAUCGAACCCCCUCCAAAGGACAACUUGACAGGUUCCUUCAUUGUCCUCAUCAAGCGCCUCGACUGUAACUUUGAUGUCAAGGUCCUCAAUGCCCAGAAAGCUGGGUUCAAAGCAGCCAUUGUUCACAAUGUGGACUCUGAUGACUUAAUCAGCAUGGGAUCCAAUGAUUUGGAUAUUAUCAAGCAGAUAGUCAUUCCAUCUGUAUUUGUGAGUGAGUUAACUGCCAACUCUUUGAAAGAAGACUACAUGUAUGACAAGGGUGGACAUGUGGUCCUCAUGCCAGAUUUCAAUCUGUCACUGGAGUACUACUUGAUACCCUUUCUUGUCCUCGUGGGAAUCUGUCUCAUCCUCAUAGUUGUUUUCAUGAUCACCAAGUUUGUCCAGGAUCGAAACAGAGCUCAAAGGAGUCGCCUGCGCAAAGACCAGCUGAAGAAACUUCCCAUCCACAAGUACAAGAAAGGGGACAGUUAUGAUGUGUGCGCCAUCUGUCUGGAUGAGUAUGAAGAAGGAGAAAAGCUCAGAGUCCUGCCGUGUUCUCAUGCUUACCACAGCAAGUGUGUGGACCCCUGGCUGACCAAAACCAAGAAGACCUGUCCAGUGUGUAAGCAGAAGGUGGUUCCGUCACAGGGCGACUCAGACACAGAGUCAGAGGAAGGAGACAGCGGGCCAGAGAAUGAGGAGGCAUCAGAGAACACCCCGCUACUACGCUCUUUGGCCUCCACCAGUGCUCACUCCUUCGGCACCAUGUCCCAUUCGGAGCAGGAACAGGAGUCCUCGGAGUACGAAGAUGAGGAGUUGGACAGUAGCGAGAGCGAGGAGGAGGUUACUGUGGAGACCGCAGUGGUCCAGAUGCAGACUUCUUGUGAGGACAACUUGGCCCGUGCUUGACUGUCACUAAACCCCGCCUUUGACACCCUAAUUAGAGACGGACCCCCCCCACCCAAAAAAACAAAACAAA
This is a messenger RNA of Thalassophryne amazonica, 1483 nucleotides long. It is a transcript of the gene rnf13, whose product is annotated as ring finger protein 13. Gene Ontology annotation, molecular function: zinc ion binding; ubiquitin protein ligase activity. The coding region runs from base 289 to 1413 and encodes 374 amino acids. The record is from RefSeq and is a predicted model, not a curated record. NCBI's taxonomy places the organism in Eukaryota, Metazoa, Chordata, Actinopteri, Batrachoidiformes, Batrachoididae. Gene Ontology annotation, cellular component: cytoplasm; nucleoplasm. The transcript has 10 exons. Gene Ontology annotation, biological process: ubiquitin-dependent protein catabolic process; positive regulation of DNA-templated transcription; protein ubiquitination.